AUGAGUAAUAACAGAGGAACGGCAGUGGUCCAAGUGUUGCGACGCAUUGAGCUCCGGAACGUGCAGCUUCUUCGUCUGGCAUCCGUACCGAUUGUCGACGCGGAUUUUAUACAGUUCUGAGAAGCAUACGACGAGGUACAACGUGCGCUGCUCGGAGCCUGUGAUUCUCUGUCUACUGCCACAACGGACUAUCAACGGCAAAGGACCAUUUCGGAGUUGGAACUGCGGGUUGAAUCCCUGAAACGGCAGAAGGUGAGCUGUGUGAGGAACAUUUCCAAAUUCAACGAAACCCGGAAGGACCUAACGAGCCCAUUGCUGAAGAAAACCGUGGAGCAGUGCCUGAAAAAUGCUGUAACGCACUUGGUCCGCUUUCACGGCUCGUUUCGAGAGCAAACCGAAACCGAGAUUGGAUCUCUCGACGAUAUCUACCAAAUUGCUGAGUUGAAGCAGCGGCUCUCUAGGACCGAUUUUCUACACCAAGUCGUUUGCAAGAACCAUUUGAAUUGUUUGCACGCUCUUCGGCAGGACGGCAUUGAGCUCACACUCGCUCUGUACUGCGUCCUGUUACGGUCGCAGGCCAACUCCUUUUUCGUUCUCAUUCUGGUGCAGUUCAAGGAGUUACUGGAGAUAAUGGACAGCGAGGAGGGUAGCAGCUCGGUCCAAAACCGACUUCAGGAGGAAAUUCAGCGCACCUUGAACGAAAGCCGCGAAGACGAGCAGGAGAUUUUGGAGCUACGCAAGAAUCUGUUUUCUUCAGCCCUCAGCCUGACGACGCAACGGGACACUGCUAUCGAGCAGCGUGAUCAACAGGCGGCCGGUCUUGAGGAGCAGGUUCUGCAGAUCGAUCAGCUCGAGAGCGAACGGAAUCAAAUUGAGGAACGUGUUGGGCAACUCAUCGGAGCACGGGAAAGCAUCCAGCGCCAACUGGAGGACUGGCAAUGCCUGCUACGGAGUAGCAUACGUGACAUCACCCGUUUGGAGAAGCUGAUUGAGAUGCUGGAGCGAGAGAUGUUGUACCGCAAGGAACAAUAUCAGCGAGAAGCUCUCGUGCUGCAGCAGAAGCGUCUCGAGAUUCUGGAAGAUGCCGAUUUGGCCACAGAAGAAAGGAACCAGCGGCUGAGUGCGUGGGAUGUAGAACUAAUGAAGCAUAAAAAAUCGCACGAAAGCAACAUCGAUGUGCUAGAAGCACAGUGUGAUAAACUUGAAACAAUGAGUAAAAACUUGAUCGGCAACACGGAUACCCUCAGGGCCGCAAUGGAAGACUUGGAACGUCAAAAGCAGAAGGUAAAGACCGUAUCACAGUUAAGCCUCCUCGAUGCGACUGCACGCAACAAACAUGAGGAGUACGACCGGAGUGUGGCCAUGGUGGAACGCGCUCGAGUUAGAACCGAAUAUCAGACGGACGACCACGGACGCUACUACCUGAACGAUGCAGGAGUAAGAAUCUAUCAGCGGCACUCUGGUUCAACUGAUUAUCGGCUAGGGGACGACGGUCAGACGAUAAGAGCUUCGGACGCCACCGACAGCCCGAGGAAACAAACUUCAGGAGCAACCGGCAGCCCCCGGACAUCAACUUGCGAGGCGCCAUCCAAUGAAUCUAUGAGCGGAGUUCGCACACCAUCCUCUUUGGCAAAUGACUUAAGCAACAGUUCCAAAUCGAAACCCAGGCAUUCUGACGAAAAAGCUAGUCAGUCGUCUUCGGUAGUGUUUGAGUCGGAGUCGGAAAUUUUGCGCAAACGAGUAGCGGCCGAUGUCGCUUACGCAAUAGAAGCGGUAGGUUUGCCGGUACGCAAGGGUAUGGCUGCCGUUGCUUUGAACCGCCCAACCGAUCCAGUGGAAUAUUUGGCAGAAUAUUUGAAAAUGUACCGAGAAAAUAGCAUCGUUGCUGUGAAGCGCCGAGAACUAACCGAGAAUCUUCAGUGA
This is a messenger RNA of Anopheles bellator, 1923 nucleotides long. RefSeq names its product golgin subfamily A member 4-like. The transcript is spliced from 2 exons. Lineage: Eukaryota; Metazoa; Arthropoda; Insecta; Diptera; Culicidae. Gene Ontology annotation, cellular component: Set1C/COMPASS complex. The record is from RefSeq and is a predicted model, not a curated record.